Messenger RNA from Fomitopsis serialis, 2109 nucleotides. Its product is annotated as caspase domain-containing protein. Gene Ontology annotation, biological process: proteolysis. The transcript has 3 exons. The record is from RefSeq and is a predicted model, not a curated record. The coding region runs from base 1 to 2109 and encodes 702 amino acids. Lineage: Eukaryota; Fungi; Basidiomycota; Agaricomycetes; Polyporales; Fomitopsidaceae. Gene Ontology annotation, molecular function: cysteine-type endopeptidase activity.
AUGGCCCCUGCAGAUGCAGUUGCCGACUCGGACAUGCUCCAAACAAGCAACCCUACUCCGAAGAAAGAUGCACAUACACCCAUUUUCGGCCUACUUGUUGCUAUCGACGAGUACCACAGCAACGACAUCCGAAACCUCAGAGGCUGCGUCAACGAUGCCAAUGAUUUCGCCGACUUCCUCACGGUCACGCUUGGCGUCCCUAGUGCACAGAUCGUUCAGCUCAGUAAUGAACAGGCAACACGUCGAGCCAUCCUCGACACGUUCGAGAGCCAUCUCAUCAAUAAUUCUAAUAUCAAGGAAGGCGAUGCGAUAGUGUUCUUCUUUGCUGGCCAUGGUUCCCAGGUCCAGGCACCUGAAGGCUGGAUUUCUCCCAAUAACAAGAUCGAGACGAUUUUACCAUGCGAUGUCCUCACAGUGGACAGCGGCGGGAAGCACAUCGACGGCAUCCCUGAUCAAACAUUCGGAGGGUUGAUACAACAGUUGGCAGAUAAAAAGGGGAACAACAUCCUCGCAAUUAUUGAUUCCUGUCACUCGGGGGGUGUGGCGCGAAGCGACGACUCGGACGGUGCAUCGCGCGCUGUCGAUCCUGAAGUCUUUUCCCCUUAUCCCAUGCCAGCAACCCUUGAUCAAGACGUCUGGUCCUGGAGACCGGGCACGAACCGUGAUGCGGAAAUGGUUGUGUACAGGGGUCUCAAGCAUGGAGUGAUGGAAUCGCACGUCCUCUUGGCGGCCUGUCGGGACAACGAGAAGGCGCGCGAGAACGCUGUCGCUGACCGCGCAGGCACCCGGCGUCCCCGCGGGCUUUUCACGCUGCACUUGCUCGAGACAUUGCGGGAGGGAUAUGCGCGGAAGGAACUGUUGCGCCAGCUCACCUACGCGCGUCUCAUAGACCGCCUGUCGGGCCCGGGACUAAAGGAGCAGCAUCCUGUGUGCGAGGGGUCGCACAAACAUCGCCAGUUGUUCAGCCAGAGCGAGCUCAGGGGCGAGGCGACUUCAUUCCGCAUUCGUCGCGACUCCGACAACGUCUUACACAUCUGCGCGGGUCGUAUUCACGGAGUGGGGACUGGCACGAGUUUCACCGUGCUGAGACCCGGUGUCCCCGACUACAAUGAUACCACGGUUCUCAUUGCGAACAAGGUCAACGCCCUUAAUUGUACGGUGCUCAAUACCUCCGACCUCAUCGACGUGGACCGUGACAACCUUGAUGAUUUCAGGGCUGAGGUCGACCUCUGGAACUCACAGCCGAUGAAGGUUUGCACUGAGGAGACCCUCCUUUCGACACACAGUCAAUUCAAAUAUGUCAAGGUGACUACCAAAAAAGACUGCGACGUCUCGCUAGAUAAGUGCGAAGGUGGUUGGGCCUUGGACCGGUUCGACCCGUUGACGCUCCAGUACGCACAAUCACAGAUAGUCCUGUCCGGAGUUGGCACCCCGGACGACAUCCUCGGGGCCGUGGCGCGUUGGAACUUCCACCUUUAUCGUUUCAACGAGCCGACGUCCGACUCCGCUGAUGACCUCCGAACCCUCCGACCCGAAGUACAGCUGCGUACCCUCAAGGUUGAUUCAGGUAGUAACGCGCUGUAUCCAUCUCUCAUACCGGAUGGGGAAGUCUUCUUUGCCCACGCAAAGGAGGAGGAGGCCCAGCCCAACCCUACUUCAACAUACGGAGUCCCUGAGGCGGUGAAGACGGCGCGGAUCGAUGUCCGUGAUCUGUCAAAAUAUUAUGGUCUGACAUUGCUCAACUCCUCCGACUUUGACCUGUGGCCUUACGUCUUUUACUUUGAUCCCUCACAGUGUGCCACGCAGUGCUGGUACAGACCACCCAGCAAAGAAGGACAUCCUCCGCUACCUAAGAAGAGCAAUGAUCAGCCUGGCCAGCUCACUAUCGGCUACGGUGGUUCCGGGACUGAGCCCUUCGGAUUCUCGCUUCCUGAAGGUGCUCGUGAGGAUACAGGGUUCCUGAAGAUAUUCGUCUCGACUUCAUAUGUCGACAUGGGUGGUGUAGAGCAACAUGCUUUGGGUACACGAGGGGCAUGCAUCAAGCCUCGCCCAAUCAACGAUGGUUGGUAUUCUUCGGUGUAUGUUCUGACAAUCUUCAGGGCUACGUAG